Molecule: messenger RNA, 438 nt
Organism: Drechmeria coniospora
Lineage: Eukaryota; Fungi; Ascomycota; Sordariomycetes; Hypocreales; Ophiocordycipitaceae
Product: ribosomal protein S28
Exons: 2
Coding region: 1-438 (145 amino acids)
Biological process (GO): translation
Cellular component (GO): cytosolic small ribosomal subunit; ribosome
Molecular function (GO): structural constituent of ribosome
Source: RefSeq, a predicted model, not a curated record
AUGGCUGGAGGCAAACCCCGUGGUCUUAACGCGGCGCGAAAGCUGCGAACGAACCGGAAGGACCAAAAAUGGGCCGACCUUCACUAUAAGAAGCGCGCCCUGGGUACUGCUUUUAAGUCCUCGCCGUUUGGUGGCUCGUCUCACGCCAAAGGAAUCGUCCUCGAGAAGGUCGGUGUCGAGGCCAAGCAGCCGAACUCCGCUAUUCGAAAGUGUGUCCGAGUUCAAUUGAUCAAGAACGGCAAAAAGGUCACAGCUUUCGUCCCCAACGACGGCUGCCUCAACUUUGUGGAUGAGAACGACGAGGUUUUGCUUGCUGGCUUUGGUCGCAAAGGCAAGGCAAAGGGUGAUAUCCCCGGUGUUCGGUUCAAGGUCGUCAAGGUCUCCGGCGUCGGCCUGCUUGCUCUGUGGAAGGAGAAGAAAGAGAAGCCUCGGUCGUAA